Medicago truncatula (barrel medic) is the source of this 2180-nucleotide messenger RNA. RefSeq names its product pentatricopeptide repeat-containing protein At1g05600. Bases 563 to 2077 code for a protein of 504 amino acids. The record is from RefSeq and is a predicted model, not a curated record. The transcript has a single exon. Lineage: Eukaryota; Viridiplantae; Streptophyta; Magnoliopsida; Fabales; Fabaceae. Gene Ontology annotation, molecular function: protein binding; mRNA binding.
CCGUGGUUUACAUUGUAUUGUAGAAAAGAAAAAUGAAGGAGUGCAAUUAGCGAUCAACUAAUAUCAAAUCAUUCUUCUUCCACUUCAUUCCCAACUGUAUCUCCUUCAGUCACCGUCGCCACUCAACUCCAACCUACCCAUCAAUCAUUUCUUCCACAAUUUUCCAAAUUGAUGACAAAAGAUCAAAACUUUCUCAAAUUCAAUAACCCCCAUUAAGGUUUUUCUUCUUUUCACUUGAACAAAAAAAAAAUCAUAUUUUUAUUCAUUUUCAUCACAAUUUCAUAUCAUUGUUAUUGAGCUUAGUUAAUUUUUCUAUUUUAAUUGUAAUCAGUUUAGCUAAUUUUAUGUUUUUUGUAUCAUAACAUCUUAGUCAUAGUUUUAUGAACGAAAGUUUAAGUGAGUUGGGUCCUAUUGACCUCAGAGAGCGCUAACAGAGGUACUUACAAAUUAUCUGCCAGCAAGGUCAUUACACUGGCAGAGGAAGUAAAAUUUUCUCUGUUGCGUAUUAUGAGUCAACUUCAUACCAACUGAACGAGAGUACAAGGUAGGGAGAUAGGUUUUUAUGAGUAUGAGUAUAAGGUGGCCAAGAGUGUUGAAUCCAACUUACCUUACUCAGAUUAUAAGAACUCAAAAGAACCCUUUAAAGGCUUUGGAAAUUUUCAAUGAAGCCAAAUUAAAGUACCCUAAAUACUCCCACAAUGGUCCUGUAUAUGCCACCAUGAUCAAUAUCCUUGGAACAUCAGGAAGACUCAAAGAGAUGAGUGAUUUGAUUGAGCAAAUGAAAGAAGAUUCAUGUGAAUGUAAAGAUUCAGUAUUUGUGUCUGCGAUUAAGACAUAUGCCAAAGAAGGGCUAGUAGAUGAAGCAAUCUCUCUUUAUAAGAACAUUCCUCAGUUUAACUGCGUGAAUUGGACACAAUCUUUCAAUACCCUUUUGGAGAUAAUGGUGAAUGAGAAUAAGCUUGAAGAUGCUCAUAGUCUUUUUGUUGAGAGUUCUUGCGGUUGGGAAGUGAAGUCACGCGUUCAGGCGUUGAAUUUGCUUAUGUAUGCUUUGUGCCGGAAGAGUCGAUCGGAUUUGGCAUUGCAGAUAUUUCAAGAGAUGGAUUAUCAAGGGUGCUACCCUAAUAGGGAAAGUUAUUUGAUUGUGAUGAAGGGAUUGUGUCAGGAUAAGAGGCUACAUGAGGCGACUCAUUUAUUGUAUUCAAUGUUUUGGAGAAUCUCUCUGAAAGGUAAUGGUGAGGACAUUGUAAUCUAUAGAACUCUAUUGGAUGCUUUAUGUGAUAAUGGAAAAUUUGAUGAAGCUGUGGAAAUUCUCGGUAAAAUUUUGAGGAAAGGACUGAAAGCUCCAAAGCGAUGUUAUAACCGACUUGAUAUCAGUCAAUGUGGUGAUGGUAAAGAUGCAGAAGUCACUAAACGUUGGAUUCAUGAAGCUUUGGUUAGGGGUUCGGUUCCUAGCACUGCUAGUUAUACUUCCAUGGCGGUUGAUCUAUACGAAGAAGGUAAGAUAGAUGAGGCUGAUAAAGUUAUCAUUGAAAUGAAAGACAGACGUUUUAAACCAAAACAUUCUAUUUUUGAGGCAAAGGUAGCUGCUUUGUGUAAGGUUGGUAAAGUAGAUGAAGCAAUCAAGGUAAUUGAAGAGGACAUGGUGGAAGUCAAUUGUCUACCAAAUGCUACAGUGUAUACUAUUCUCUUGAAAAACCUGGGUGGUGUAGGAAAUUCAACAUCAGUGCUCGAGAGCUUGAACAAGAUGUCGAAAAAGGUAAAUUGCAUGGCUGACAAAGAAACUUAUUGCAUUUUACUAGAAAUGCUUUGUCGCGAGAGAAAGUAUCUUGAGGCAAGCCAACUUUUGGAGCAAAUGUCAAUUAAAUCAUAUUGGCCUUGUGCCAAUACUUACAAUUUGCUCAUUGAGGGUCUUUGCUCCUUAGGUAGGCAAUAUGAAGCUGUUAUGUGGUUGGAGGACAUGAUAAGCCAAGGAAAGCUUCCUGAAAUUUCUGUAUGGAAUUCAUUAGCAUCUUCAUUUUGUAACUCAGGGAUGAUGAAAGUGUCUACUGAGACAUUUGAUCGUAUAAGAAGUUUGUGAUUCUGAAUUCUGAUGUAAAAUAAUAUGAUUUUAUAAUGAAUAGAAUCUUGUAUUACUAUUUUUUUUCUUUCAAAUAUACUUAUGCUUCUUCAUUAGCUUUAAA